Triticum turgidum subsp. durum (durum wheat) is the source of this 2058-nucleotide messenger RNA. Lineage: Eukaryota; Viridiplantae; Streptophyta; Magnoliopsida; Poales; Poaceae. The record is from the annotation of a GenBank genome assembly.
AUGCCGCCGCAGGCGCAGUCCGUGGUGUGGUUCGCGAAAGAGUCCGCCAUGGGCACCACGCCUAACGCCACGGCACGGUCCGUCCUCAGCAUCCCCGCCGACGGCCAGCUCAAGCUCACCGACGGCAGCAUAGAGCUGUGGAGGGCCCCGACCCCCAGCAUGAAGCGUGGGUCCGUCCUCGUGCUAACAGACUCCGGCAACGUUCAGCUCCUCGGGGACGGCGACAACGUGCUCUGGGAGAGCUUUGGGUUCCCGACGGAUACCCUCCUUCCGGGCCAAUCUUUGGAGGGAUUUCUCUUCUCCAAGCGCGCAGACACGGAGUUCACCACGGGUCGGUUCAGCUUGGCAGCCCAGAGCGACGGUAACGUCGUCCUCUGCAUCGACCUCUUCACCGGUGACAUAUUGCAAAACGCCUACUGGGCCACAGCCACCAACGGCCCCUACGGCAACACGACCAUCACCUUCGACGAGUAUGGCCACCUAAGCUACACUCUACAUGACGGCAGCAUCAACAACUUGAUUUCGCCUCUCGCCACUGGAAGGAACUAUGUCCGGUUCGCCAGGAUGGACCCCGACGGCAUCGUCCGUGCCUACGCCCGUCCUAAACAUGGCGGCGUUGGCGGCCAGAACACGACUUGGUGCGGCGAGGAGAACAUCUCUGACAAGUUCUCACUUGUAGAGCUGCCAAACACCAUCUGGGAGCUCUCAAUAUACUACAAGAAGUUCCCAUCGGUCUCAGAGGAGCAGUGCCACGACUAUUGCCUCAAUGAUUGCUUUUGCGCGGCAGCGCUGAUGAUCAACGGAUCCGACUGUGUCGAGUUGGGGGCACUCGUGUAUGGGCGGCAGGGAAAUGAAGUCACAACGAAGGCGCUGAUCAAGGUGAGGAAGGGGAAUAAUACUUCUUACAGGCAGACACCGCCGUCAAAAACGAUGACGAUACUUGUAGGUCCAUAUAAGAUCGUCACCAUUUGCUUGGCCUUACUCUUAGUGAUCUCCCUCGGCGGCAGCCUCAUGGCAUUGUAUUACCUCACCAGGAACAGAGAUAGCCAAAGGUUGUUGAGCUCGAGCGUGAGAUCGUUUAGUUGCAAGGAGCUUUACCAAGCCACCAAUGGCUUCAAGAAACUGUUAGGCAAAGGGAGCUUUGGGGAGGUCUACAAAGGAAUGAUAAGAUCACCGCAGCCGUAUCUCAUUGCGGUGAAGAAGCUGAUCGACUCGAACGAGUACUGUGAGCAGGAGUUCACCAAUGAGGUGCAGUCCAUCGGUCAGAUCCACCAUCGAAACUUGGUUCGUAUGAUCGGCUACUGCAAGCAAGGUAAGCAUCGGAUGUUGGUUUUCGAGUUCAUGCCCGGAGGGUCUCUCCGUGGCUUCCUCUUCAACCCUGAGAGGCGACCACCUUGGCGCUGGCGCGCUGAGGCCGCCCUCGCCAUUGCUCGGGGACUUAAGUACCUCCACGACGGCUGCAUUGCCCCUAUCAUCCACUGCGACAUCAAGCCUGACAAUAUCCUAUUGGACGACUAUGGAAUCCCCAAGAUCACCGACUUUGGGAUCUCCAAAUUGUUGGGGAGCCAGCAGGUGCACACCACAGUGACCCAUGUCAGAGGUACCAGAGGGUACAUCGCGCAUGAGUGGCUCCGCGGCGAUGCACGCGUUGACACCAAGGCAGAUGUGUAUAGUUUCGGUGUCGUCCUACUGGAGAUGAUUUGCUGUCGGAGGUGUCAGGAGCCGGUGACUCCUGUGAUGCCACAAGGGCAGGGCAUGGAGAUCAAUGAAACGGUCACGUUGUUCGGUUGGGCGGCCCAACUGGUUGUCGCACGAAGGACAGAGCUAAUGCUACAUGGUGAUGCAGAUGUCAACACCGCCGAGGACAUGGAGAGAGUAGAGCGGUUCACCCGUGUGGCGCUCUGGUGCAUCGAGCCAAACCCGCUGCUGCGGCCGACCAUCCACCAAGUGGUGCAGAUACUGGAGACCAAUGAUGGGGUGAAGGUUCAGGCACUACCCGACCCUCCAGACUGUUACAUGGAAUCCUCGCCCUUAAUUCCUCAGCUCAGGAUGGAAUGA